AUGGAGCCCGAUGACCUCUACACGCAAGACUUCAUCAAACCCUUGGUCGAGAAAGCCAACUCCAAGUAUUUCCACUCCCCCCUGCCCUUUCUCGCGCCAAAUGGUUGGACGUAUACCCAUCCCUACGCCCAAGCACUGGAGGAUGCCCGGGCCGAGUUUCGUUCUCGAAAGAUUCCCAGCUUGAGUCCCAGCUCACGACGAUACGAUGAUGUCCGACUUCGACUCGUCGAUGGCCGCAUUCUCGUGACGGGAAACCUCUCCCGAUUAUAUCCCAAAAAGCAACCGCACUUGUUGUUCAUGAAGGAAAUGCUCGCCGCCCUGGACAAUACUGGUCUCCAUCGCAACKGAGUGAUCAGAAUGCUGUGGUGGCUACCUGAUACCUUCAAGAACAGAGUCUCCAUUUCUCCGCAAGUUCUGACGGGUAGGUCGAGCACGUCUGUGAUGAAUGCGCUCGCAGCAGACAUCACACAGGUCGUCGGUGUCGACACUUCAUCCACAAGACCACCGGCAAGCGGAACGAAAUCCGCCAUGUMAAAUUCCCGAGCGAGGAAUGCACAGAUUGAUGCUGAAAAUAAGCACCAAGUGACGCUGCGCAUGCACACUGCGGGCAUGUUCCUUCCCGAAGGCAGGCAGUCAUUGAACGCCCAACAAGAGACGUUUGGUGAGGAUGCAGAAGGAGAAGUAAGACCCAAGAAUCCAUUCAUCAUCCAACACCACACAGUUGAAGACGUCGGCAACGCCAUCUCGGAUUUUGAUGCACAUCUCGAUCGAAUUCGCGCCGCAUCCAAAGCCAAUUGGGACCAACCCGUGGUGGACAGUCUUAUAGAGGAAAUUGAGUAUCCACAAUGCCUCUCCGCCGCCAUCGCACACGCCCCAACACUCUCCCAACGCCAAGCCGAUCACCUCACAUCUCUCACUCAGCGGAAAGCGAUUUACCUCGACACCAUGCUCCGGAUGAUAAAUCUCGAAACACACGUCGUUGUGCUCCGCGAGAAGGGACUCUCCAUCACCGAACUGCAGUCCAGACUCCACAAACUCGACGAUGAAAUCACUCGGAAACUCAUGAAACCAGUUCAUGACAUGUGCAUAACCCUAGUAGAAGACCAACAGAUCCACUUCUCCUCCCCGCAGAACUUGAUGUACGAUAGAAGGACAUAUGAGCCUCUUCUCGCCUCGAGCUCAGAAUUCUGGCCCAAUGCACCCUUGGCUUUGUACGACUGCAUCCCCACAGACGCAGAUCUCGACGUCGAGGACAUUGCUCAGCGACAAGAAGGCUUGAAACUCGCCCACGAAUUAUCCAAAAUCCUCUACCAAUUAAAAGCAAGUCCUUUACCCGUCGCACUGGACCGAGCCGCUCCAAACGCCGCGCAGGACUUGAUCCCCAAAGUCCCAUGUCUGACGGACCCCCGGAGAGGAGGAAGAUUGGAUCCCAAAAAUGUCGUGAUGAGAAUGGUGAGCGAGCGGAUGUUUGAGGAAUUGGUCCGAGCUUGGUUCGAAUGGCCUUUUAAACCUGAAAGCUGGGAAUUGGAAUUAUCGGCGAUUGGAGAUCGCGUGCUGGUUGAUCCUACUGCAGAAUUGGGAAGUGGGACGAAGAUGUAG
This is a messenger RNA of Ramularia collo-cygni, 1599 nucleotides long. RefSeq lists its product as uncharacterized. The coding region runs from base 1 to 1599 and encodes 532 amino acids. The transcript has a single exon. The record is from RefSeq and is a predicted model, not a curated record. Lineage: Eukaryota; Fungi; Ascomycota; Dothideomycetes; Mycosphaerellales; Mycosphaerellaceae.